UACAUCGCGUGAGGGACUUGUCUUGCGCAUAAACCCUCCUUGGUUCACGCACACCGUACAUUCAUUUGGAACUGCGAGUCCAAGAACAUGAUUGCCCCCACAGUCAUCGUCGUCAUUCUUACAUAUUCGCAGCUAUGGGAUCCGGUGGAAUGCGGAUGCAGCUAUUCUGCAUGUGGAGCGGGUGUGACUGUCAACCUGAAAGAGCGAAUAAAGUACAACGAUCGUUUCCUCGACUGCUCCUACUAUCCCGAUCCUGAGGCCAGUUGUCCGUGCCGAGGUGCAGAGGAAGACGGGGCAAACUGUUGGCGCAUGUUACGUGCUCAAGAGGGCAAGUGCUUCAGAGGCGUAUGUUACAACCAGCAAAGGUACGAGUCUCUGACCACAGGACAGCGGCUGAACACUACAGUACCGUGCCCAGCUGCGCUUGAUUAUCUGACUGGACGCGUUAGGUUGACCCUCAGCUGUGCACAUCUGAGCCCAUGCACCUUGGACCUCCUGGCUACGCUGCUAGCUCUUGGUGAAUUAACCCAUCCCACAAGCAAAUGGGGACUCGGGGCCCUGCACCUGAAUGCAUCACUGUGAAGUUGAACAUGGUGGAGAACCCACAGGGACAAGUACAACAAACACAUAGCGUUCAACUAGCAUCUGGUUUAUUUGGACAAACCCCCCUGGUCCAAAUAAAUCUGUUAUAGCUGAACGCUCUGUAUUUGUUGUCCUUGUCCCUGUCCAUUCUCCAAUAUGUUAAGUCCAAACAGACAUGAUCUAUUGUUGCACUGUAAAGUUUUCAAGAUAAA
Ornithodoros turicata is the source of this 794-nucleotide messenger RNA. RefSeq lists its product as uncharacterized. Lineage: Eukaryota; Metazoa; Arthropoda; Arachnida; Ixodida; Argasidae. The transcript has 6 exons. The record is from RefSeq and is a predicted model, not a curated record. Bases 88 to 582 code for a protein of 164 amino acids.